Molecule: messenger RNA, 915 nt
Organism: Acanthosepion pharaonis
Lineage: Eukaryota; Metazoa; Mollusca; Cephalopoda; Sepiida; Sepiidae
Source: the annotation of a GenBank genome assembly
AUGAAAUGCCAUCCCCUCCCUUUUAAUUCUUACCUUCUCUCUCUAAUGAAAUAUCAUCCCCUCCUUUUUAAUUCUUACCUUCUCUCUCUAAUGAAAUGUCAUCCCCUCCCUUUUAAUUCUUACCUUAUCUCUAUAAUGAAAUGUCAUCGCCUCCCUUUUAAUUCUUACCUUCUCUCUCUAAUGAAAUGUCAUCCCCUCCCUUUUAAUUCUUACCUUCUCUCUCUAAUGAAAUGUCAUCCCCUCCCUUUUAAUUCUUACCUUAUCUCUAUAAUGAAAUCUCAUUCCCUCCCUUUUCAUACCUACCUUCUCUCGCUAAUGAAAUGUCAUCACCUCCCUUUUAAUUCUUACCUUCUCUCUCUAAUGAAAUAUCAUCCCGUCCCUUUUCAUACCUACCUUCUCUCUCUAAUGAAAUGCCAUCCCCUCCCUUUUAAUUCUUACCUUCUCUCUCUAAUGAAAUGUCAUCCCCUCCUUUUAAUUCUUACCUUCUCUCUAAUGAAAUAUCAUCCCUCCCUUUUUCGUACCUACCUUCUCUCUCUAAUGAAAUGCCAUCCCCUCCCUUUUAAUUCUUACCUUCUCUCUCUAAUGAAAUAUCAUCCCCCUUUUAAUUCUUACCUUCUCUCUCUAAUGAAAUAUCAUCCCCUCCCUUUUAAUUCUUACCUUAUCUCUAUAAUGAAAUAUCAUUCCCUCUAUUUUUAUUCUUACCUUCUCUCUCUAAUGAAAUAUCAUCCUCUCCCUUUUCAUACCUACCUUCUCUCGCUAAUGAAAUGUCAUCACCUCCCUUUUAAUUCUUACCUUCUCUCUCUAAUGAAAUAUCAUCCCUCCUUUUCAUACCUACCUUCUCUCUCUAAUGAAAUGCCAUCCCUCCUUUUAAUUCUACCUUCUCUCUCUAAUGAAAUGUCAUCCCCUCCCUUUUAA